Haemonchus placei is the source of this 2037-nucleotide messenger RNA. The record is from the annotation of a GenBank genome assembly. Lineage: Eukaryota; Metazoa; Nematoda; Chromadorea; Rhabditida; Trichostrongylidae.
AUGUUUUGUACGGCAAUAUUGCCGAUUGUGGCCGUCGUGUACAUAGUAGGUGGUGUUGAAGCUCAAUGGAAUCCAAAUCACGUCUCCAUCAAUGAAGAGCAUAAACAUAUCGAAGCUGACUCCAGCUGGUUGGAUAAACGACAACAAGAAGUCCAAAGGGUAAGUUACCUGGUCGCACUAGAUGCAUCUAACAAGGAGAAAGUGAUUUUGGACCUGUUGAACACCCAGCAGAGGUUCUCAGCUUCGGCUUCUGGUAACGUCGCCGCAGCCGAGACCUACGACGGGAAAAGGGCUCAGGUCCAGAAAAUAGGCGACAAAGGCGGUAUCGCCACCGUCGACGGCCACAAAGCCCAACUGAGAACGAAAGAGGAUGACAGCGGAAGGCAUGCUUUCCUUAAAGCUGACGGAAAAUAUGAUCUCGAUACCGUGGCUUCUGGUGAUUUCAAGGACCCAGCAAAGACUUCAUUUGCGGCGACCAACGACCGAUUCGAUUUCAAGCUGAACCCAAAGAGCCACGACAACAACACCGGCACCGGAACCAUCGGAUUCAAUGACAAGGGAUUAGGUUACAAGAAAUGCUUCCAACGAUUUCCAUUUCAGGAAAAGGGCAAAAGUGGCAACUAUGCGUAUACAAUUACACAAACAGGAAAGAAAACCGAUGCUACUCUCUCAGCACAUGACAUCGGAAGCGAAGGUUUCGCGGAGAGCCUUUUCGGGCGACGUAGUGAGAAGUACCAUUGCACAGCCGAGACUCCCGGCGUAUCACAGUGCUACGAUGCUCAGGGUCGUUCAGUGGGCAAAGUGGUAGCUGAUAAAAAUGGCAACACCGUUGUUUAUAACGAAAAGGAUGUACCGAUUGGAACAGGGUCCGUUAAAAAGAUUGGACCAAGAAGCUAUGAGAAGCAAGCGGAAGUGUCGCUNGUAUCACAGUGCUACGAUGCUCAGGGUCGUUCAGUGGGUAAAGUGGUAGCUGAUAAAAAUGGCAACACCGUUGUUUAUAACGAAAAGGAUGUACCCAUUGGAACAGGGUCCGUGAAAAAGAUUGGGCCAAGAAGCUAUGAGGCCGUAAUCUCCAAGAAUCUCUUCAUAGCCCGUCUAAAGGAUGCACGAUCUCAAGCAUGUUGUCGUGAGGUAUCAGGACACGACUGCGUGGAAGCUAUCAAACUUGCUAAUCCUUCAUUCUCCCAUCCCUCCAGUCGUGACGGAGACGGAACAGUUCAUUUGACUUGGCCAGAUUGCUUCGACAUGGGGAUUGACGUCACCCUCCCCAAAGGUGUUCACAUCAACAAGUUGGCAAUGAAAUUGGACGUUUCCAUUCAACCAAUUGGUAAGCUUCGUUGUAUGGAUGUCGCCACUUGUGGUCGCGAAUGUUUCUACUGCGAUUUCUGCAAGGAAAGCCGGAAGCUGAAGUUGUUGGAGAACACCGAUGGCAAUCUGUGCAGAGCUACAGCAGAAAGGACUUAUCGGUUAACCGUCAAGCUCUGUCCACCACCAGAGGAUCCUAACUUCACCAUGUGCUCAGCCUUCUCCAAAUCUGUUUGGCAAAAGGACUAUUGGCAAAAACAAGGAGCUGUUGAUGUGUGGAUGAAGUUUUAUGAACGUGGACAGACUCGUGCUGAGCUUGAAAAGGAAUUCUUUGCACAAAUCGAUAAUCCAUUGCUUGGGAAAGCCUUCAAAUUAGCUAUUGUCGCGGAAUGGUUAGCAGCCAACAGUUUGGAUCAAGGAUCCUAUACGCCCACGAACUCAGAACUGCUGGAGUUCUGGGUUUCGAAGAGGGACCCCGAUCGCCUUCUAGCUUGUCAACAUGCUGUAGUCGAUUAUGAAAUCGAAGGUGCUAAAGUCAAAACGAACGUACUCUUUGAAGCAGCCACCACUGCCAAUUCGAUUCCAAACAUCCUGAAGGACAAGAAAUGUGCGGCCUUCGAACGAUUACAAGAGGAUCGCUUCCAGCAGGAGGCUCAUGCCUUUAAAAAGCAAACCGGUGGUGGAAAUUUCUUGAGUGGACUGAAUGGUUUCUUGAAUACAGUACGGGGAUGA